AUGAUGCGUUCCAGCAGCAGUACCAGACUACUAGCCGACGGUCGGCCUCCACCGGUGGCCGGAAUGGGUUCGAACGACGAGAUCGCCUCUCCGGGGGCGCUACUCGUGGGCUUCAAGCGGACACUACACCCUCCGGUGCCGGGCAAAAAACACUCCUAUCGCUAUCCGCACCAUCCACGGGCUGAACGUCGGUGUGGCGUUACUGCCGGUUCCACCGGUUCGGUGUUGCGGGUCCUGUCGUUCCUGUUGUUCCUAGUUAUCUGUGAUAGUCAGACAGUAUCGCGCGUGGCAUUUUGGAGUGCCGCUGACGCCGCCACCAUUGGACCUGCCCGUACGCAGGUGGCACGUCCGGAUGAGGACAGUAUUAUUGCCGGCGGUGGCAACGAACCGGACACUUCCGGUGGGAUGGGCGUCCCCAGCGGUUCCGCCAUCAACCGCACCAAGCUGCAGGAGAUCGUACUGGAAGGACUCGGACUCGGCGCUCUUCCCGAUGUUCGCUUGAUGAACGUCAGCCAGCAGGAGUACGAAUCGAAGUAUGCCGAAUAUUUGGAUCGAGUCAACCGCCGGCAGGUGUUGGCCAAUACUGGCUUAGGCGGAGAAGUCGAAGAGGGCUGGAUCGAGCAGAGGCGCCUCUAUACCUUUCCGGGUUCAGAUCACGCACUAAACCAUCGGAAACUGCGCCGCAAGCGUUCGCUAAACAACGACUACGAUCUCGUGUACAUCCGGUUCGAUAUACCGACGAGAAACGCGAGUACUGGCGAGCUGACCGGCUUCCAGACGCCCUCCUUCUACCACGACCCCAGCGCCGAUGUGGAAGACGAGGAGUCUUCCGACAGCCUCCCCGCGGUUGCCGACAACCCUGCGAACGCCCUCGACGCUACCCAGCGCCAUUUUGGCCACCGAGGACAUCGCCAAUCGCUCUCGGAGCUACCACCGAUAUCGCCCGAGAACAUCGAGGAGUCGUCGUUGAACAUCAUGCUAACGAGAAGACAAAACAGCGCACGCAGCAUAAAUGCGCACAGUAAACAUCAACAUCACUCGGCUCAACAGGGGCAACAGCAGCAGCAGCAGCAACAGGGGCAUCAAGUUCAACAGCCAGUGCAGCAGACUCCGGCACAACUGCACCAGCAUCAGCUCCAAGCUCACGGGCAAGCACGGCGAAAGGGACGGGUACGGUUCAGGCAACAUCAGCAACACCAACAGCAACAGCAGCAACAUCUCUCACGCCAUCAUCAACCUGGCCGCAUGGUGACGGUGCACGUGUACCAGCUCGUGGAGCCGUACGAACGUCACUUCCUGACAUCGAAACAGAUUGCGGUGCAAGAGAUCGCCCCAAAUGGUAGUCGUUGGUAUCAGCUCCCGUUGGAGGAGGCUGUUCGCACCUGGAUGGACGGGUCUCGGAAGAACCUCGGUCUGGAGUUGUACUGUGAGGGAUGCCACGCGCAUGAUGUCCACAUUGUGCAUGACUCGUCGCCGUACUUCCGUAGCUACGACGAGACGCCAGUGUUGAACGUUGUUGGUCGGUUGGUACAGCGUGAGAAACGCUCCAAACUGCAACGCUACAGGCCCCAAAUGCGCGACUACUUGUCGCCACCGAAAACGACCGCCUGCACGGCGGGGAAUAAGCGUUGUUGCCGGCACCCGCUGCUGGUGGACUUCCGCGACAUUGAAGGUUUCGAUUUCAUCAUCCAACCGAAGAUCUUUGACGCCGGGUUCUGCCGGGGCCGGUGUCCAACCAAGUUCAAUCCGGCGACGCACCACGCGCUGUUGCAGAGCCUGCUGCAUGAGCACAUUAAGUAUGACGUACCGAAACCCUGCUGCGCCCCGUCCAGUCUUGACCACAUCGAUGUCCUGCACGCGGACCCGAAGAACCCGCAACGUCUGAAGGUGUCCACGUGGCACAAUAUGCGCGUGCUCGAGUGCGCUUGCUCGUGA
Messenger RNA from Anopheles nili, 1935 nucleotides. RefSeq lists its product as uncharacterized. NCBI's taxonomy places the organism in Eukaryota, Metazoa, Arthropoda, Insecta, Diptera, Culicidae. The coding region runs from base 1 to 1935 and encodes 644 amino acids. Gene Ontology annotation, cellular component: extracellular region. The record is from RefSeq and is a predicted model, not a curated record. Gene Ontology annotation, biological process: BMP signaling pathway; SMAD protein signal transduction. Gene Ontology annotation, molecular function: growth factor activity; cytokine activity. The transcript has 3 exons.